CGCCCCGUGGCUGGUGAGCUCCACUCCCACUUCCUGAGCCUGGCCGCUGGAGCCCUGGAGGCCAGGCCAGGCCCGGCCGCUCUGGCCCCCGGGGGGACACCAGCCUGAGUCCUGUCCCAGCCCCUGGGCUCCAGAGGCUGCUGCCACCACUGCCCAGGAGGUCCAGGCCUCCCAUCUUACUCCUAGGCCCUCCACCCAUCUGGUCGACUGGCCGCCAUGCGCCGGCCUUGGGCCGCCUCCCACUGUGGCCUGGCCUGGGGGCCACUCAUACUAGGCCUCUUCAGUCUCCUGGCAGCAUCCCAGCCCCGACUGGUGCCCCCAUACUACAUGGAGAACCAAACCUGCCGGGACCAGGAAAAGGAGUACUACGAACCCAAGCACCAGGCCUGCUGCUCCCGCUGCCCCCCAGGCACUCAUGUCUCAGCUGAAUGUGGCCACGGCCAGGACACAGUUUGUGCCACGUGCCCUGAAAAUUCCUACAACGAGCACUGGAACCAUCUCCUCUCCUGCCAGCUGUGCCGCCCCUGUGACCAGGUGCUGGGCUUCGAGGAGACUGCACCUUGCACUAGCAAACAGAAAACCCAGUGCCACUGCCAGCCAGGAAUGUUCUGCAGCCUUUGGGACAGGGAGUGUAUACACUGCGAGCCACUCUCUGACUGUCCACCGGGCACUGAAGCUGAGCUCAGAGGUCAGAGGUCACCAAGGACAAAAGGUGAAGUUGGGGAGGCUAGAAACAACUGCGUACCCUGCAAAAAAGGGCACUUCCAGAACACCUCCUCCCCCAGCGCCCGCUGCCAGCCCCACACCAGGUGUGAAGACCAGGGCCUGGUAGAGACAGCGCCAGGUACCAACCAGUCUGAUACCAGAUGCAGAGAUCCAUCAGAGACCCCCGAGAUGCCAGGAACCUUGCUGGUACUGGCCAUCGUGCUGCCGCUGGUCUUCUUGCUGCUCAUCGCCUUCACCCUCGCCUGCACCUGGAAGAGCCACCCCUCCCUCUGCAGAAAGCUGGGAUUCCUGCUCAAGAGGCGUCCAGAGGGAGAGGAAUCCAAUAUUACUGAUGGAAACUGGGAGCCUCCAAGUGUCAACCCACAUUUUCCUGACCUCGUAAAGCCACUUCUGCCCAUCCCUGGAGACUUACCUCCAGCCCCGGCCUGGCCCCCAACGACCCCAGCUUUGGAGGAAGAUGCUGUACAGCAACAGAGUCCUCUGAGCCAGGCCAGGAAGCUGGAGGCUGAGCUACCAGACCAUGGCCAGAAGGCCCACGGUACCAAUGGUAUUCAUGUCACCGGCGGGUCUGUGACUGUCACUGGCAACAUCUACAUCUACAAUGGGCCAGUACUGGGAGGAGCACGGGGCCCUGGGGACCCCCCUGCUCCCCAAGAGCCUCCGUACCCCAUCCCUGAAGAGGGUACCCCUGGUCCUCCUGGGCUCUCUACACCCUACCAGGAAGAUGGCAAAGCGUGGCACCUAGCCGAGACAGAGACACUGGGGUGCCAUGCCCUCUAACAGGGCCAAGGACCCAAUUUGUCACCCAUGCUUCAUGGUGUCUGUAAGAAGCCAGAAGAAGGGAGGCAUAAGAGCACCUCCUCACGGUGGCUGCCCUACCCACGGAUUGACAGAGGGCCUGGGUGGAGCCCCUGAGAGGCAAACCCCAAGGGGCUGGGCCUCAGACACAUCCUAGAGAGCGGGCCGGGCACUGGCUGGGUACAGUGCUCACCACAGGACUCUCACCACCGCCUGAGCAGGCCUGGGACUUCACUGCAGACCCUCCCGCUCACCGGGGCUGCACCAGCUCAGCUUCAGGCACAGACAGAGCACAUGGUGCCUGCUGCUGCCCAUCCUGGCACUCUGCACUCAGAGCAUGGCACAGAAGGGGGCCAGCCAUGCGGUCACUUGCAAGGACAUCACUGGGACCUCUAACAGAUUCGUGGUGCUCAUCCCCAAGCUUCAGAGGCGCUUCGAGGGCCCACACUUCACACGGACUGAGGUAGACCCUGUAUGAGGAUGCAGUUACAUGGAGGAUCACCCCUCCCCGCCCAGAAAAGAAAGGGAGUCGUUAAAAACUGUGGUUUGGGGUAGGGUUUCUAGGUGAAGGGAGAGGAGUUUCAGAGGGGGAAGAAAAUGGCAAAUGUAUUUAUAAAUUGUAACCACAUGCAAAUAAAGUGGAGAUUGAGACCUAGA
Molecule: messenger RNA, 2181 nt
Organism: Artibeus jamaicensis (Jamaican fruit-eating bat)
Lineage: Eukaryota; Metazoa; Chordata; Mammalia; Chiroptera; Phyllostomidae
Gene: LTBR
Product: lymphotoxin beta receptor
Exons: 10
Coding region: 217-1506 (429 amino acids)
Biological process (GO): positive regulation of canonical NF-kappaB signal transduction; immune response; hematopoietic or lymphoid organ development
Molecular function (GO): ubiquitin protein ligase binding
Source: RefSeq, a predicted model, not a curated record